Molecule: messenger RNA, 1655 nt
Organism: Rhinichthys klamathensis goyatoka
Lineage: Eukaryota; Metazoa; Chordata; Actinopteri; Cypriniformes; Leuciscidae
Gene: xbp1
Product: X-box binding protein 1
Cellular component (GO): nucleus
Molecular function (GO): DNA-binding transcription factor activity, RNA polymerase II-specific; RNA polymerase II transcription regulatory region sequence-specific DNA binding
Source: RefSeq, a predicted model, not a curated record
GAAGUUAAUACGGGAAUAAAAGACGAUUUUUUUUUUGCCAUUUUCCCCACCCCUAAACAAUACAGAAAGGGGUCUUUACACACAUCCCAAUCCAGAAAAUCAUACAGCAUGGUCGUAGUUACAGCAGGGACCGGAGGAGCCCACAAAGUCCUUCUGAUAUCGGGGAAACAGAGCGCUUCGACACAGGGCGGAUACAGCCGUUCAAUAUCUGUCAUGAUACCGAGCCAAGCCUCUUCAGACUCCGACUCCACCGUCUCUGGACAACCACUGCGAAAAAGGCAGAGACUCACACAUCUGAGUCCAGAGGAAAAACAACUUCGAAGGAAACUGAAGAACAGAGUUGCUGCACAGACAGCAAGAGACAGAAAAAAGGCCAAAAUGGGGGAGUUGGAGCAGCAGGUUUUGGAGUUGGAGCUCGAGAAUCAGAAACUCCAUUUAGAGAACAGGCUGUUGCUAGAGAAGACGAGCGAUCUGAUCUGUGAGAAUGAGGAGUUGAGACAGAGACUGGGGUUGGAUACCUUGGAAGAAAAAGAGCAGGUUCAGGUACUAGAGUCCGCAGUGAGCGAUUUGGGUUUGGUGACCGGGUCUUCUGAGCGCAGCACUCAGGCUACGUGUGCCUCCGCAGCAGGUGCAGGCCCAGCAGUCCCCAAAUCUGACGACUUCACCAUGGAUACUCACAGCCCUGGCCCUGCAGACACUGAGUCUGAUCUCUUGCUUGGUAUUCUGGACAUCCUUGACCCAGAGCUCUUCCUCAAGACAGAUCUCACAGAAGCACAGGAAGCCCAACAGGAGUUUGAGCUGGUUGGGGGUGCAGGAGAGCAAAUACCUGCCUCCCCACCUACGGCUUUGGGGCCCGCACCAGUUAAGCUGGAAGCCCUUAAUGAACUGAUCCACUUCGACCACAUCUACACCAAACCCGCAGAGGUGGUGAGCGAGGAGAGCAUUUGCGAAGUCAAAAAUGAGGAUUCCGUUGUCUUUGAGGUCGAUGAAGAAAUCGAGUUGGAAGACCAAACGGUGUCUGUUAAAGACGAACCAGAGGAAGUGGUCAUCCCUGAGACGGAUCAGAAUCCAGACAUGGUUGACGAUUUCCUCUCCGACGCCUCUUCCUUCAGCGGCUACGAGAAGGCUUCGUGUCUGACGGAUGCGUACAGUGACUCUGGAUACGAGAGAUCUCCCUCCCCCUUCAGCAACAUUUCAUCCCCUCUCUGCUCUGAGGGCUCUUGGGAUGACAUGUUUGCAACUGAACUCUUUCCCCAACUGAUUAGUGUCUGAAAGUUUAAUACAAUAUCCAAUGCGCCUGCCUUUGCUCUUUUAUUGUAAGGGAUUGCUAUGUGCUUCAUAACGAUAGUAAGACCGUAGCGUAUAACCCCUCUUGCGAUUUAGACCAAAGGCAUUGCUUUAAGGCCAAUACGGCAGGUCUAUUUGUGUGCAAGAUUCGCCGCGACACUAUGUACAGUUCAAACGCAACUCAGUAUUUUUGUCGGGGAAGGGGAUGGGGGUAAUCGUUUUAAAAAGUACAUCUAUUUAUUUGUGUAUCUCUCUUUUCUAGAGUUCUGUAAUGAAAUCCGUCUCGAAUGCUUAAUACACAUCUUAUUUUUAUUGUAAAUGCUCUCCUUAAUCAUAUUGCAUUAAAAAAAAAUCUGCAUUGCAUAACA